UACGCCUGCUAUGCCAUUGGCAAAGAUGUUCAAGCCAUGAAGGCUGUCGUUGGGGAAGAAGCACUAAGCCCAGAGGAUCUUCUAUAUCUGGAAUUCCUCACUAAAUUUGAGAAGACAUUUAUCUCUCAGAGUGCAUACGAGAAUCGCAGCGUAUUUGAUUCUUUAGAUAUCGGCUGGGAGCUACUCCGCAUAUUCCCGAAGGAACUUCUUAAGCGAAUACCUGCAAAAACUCUAGAUAAGUAUUAUCCACGCCAAGUUAGGCGCUAG
Molecule: messenger RNA, 267 nt
Organism: Protopolystoma xenopodis
Lineage: Eukaryota; Metazoa; Platyhelminthes; Monogenea; Polystomatidea; Polystomatidae
Source: the annotation of a GenBank genome assembly